GGAUCAAAGUGUGUUCAAGUUUUUGUACAAUAAUGUUUUCAAAGGCAAAUCUGCAGACUUUUCGUUUUAUUCCUCAAAGAACGUCUAUUGAAUUUGCGGAGAAGAGAAACGCAGUCGAACAGAAUGUUCUUGACAAGAAAAUUAAGGUUUUCGAGAAUGGAAGAAAGCAUGUUCGACAAGAACUCGCGAGCAUUAAAAAAGAAAAGUACUCAAGAAAUUUUUACAAAUCCUCACCACAUGUGAAGGAGGAAAAGUCAAAACACUCGAGGUUUGUGGAAGUUGUGGUGUCUACGAGCAAUAAAGGAUCCGUAAAACAAAACAACAGCAGUAGUCAAAGAGCUGAACUGUACAAUAAAGGUAAACAAAACCCGUCUGACAACAAUGGCUCAACUAACAGAAAAGGCCUUCUUACAGCAUCUGGAGUUGGUCGUACAAUUACCUCAAUGAGAAGGGCUGCAAAUGCGUUAGACAUUUCUUUGACACCUGGUCAAGUUGUUAGAGUGAGUUGCCCUSCAGAACUGGAAGAAAAAGUCAAGACACAAAAACCACAACCUGCUGGCCCAAGUGCAAGCUAUUUGUCGCGCCGAAGGCACGGCUCUGUUGCCAUAGGGGCUGGGAUUGCGUGCAACAGAGGACCCGAUAUUUGCACGUCAGAAAACAAAGUCGAAGAAGCUCACGAAAGAACUAUCUCAUUUCAAACUAGAUUUAACACAAAAAACGUUCGAAGAAAUUCUCUACCGGCUGUAAUUGAAAUUGAGAGCUGCAGCGAAGACGAUGACACAGUGUUACAUGAGAAUGACAGCUCGUCGGGAACAUCAUCGCCAUCUGAAUAUAAAACUUCCUUGAAAGACACGCAAUAUCUAUUUCCAGGAAGAGGAGAGUUUUUCAGUAAAUUGGCUAUCAGAGCUCGACGUCCUUUGAGUGCAAAAAGCAUUGAAACUAGAAGUCGUUGUAGCUCUUCAGAAAGUUCUGGUGAUGAAGAUGAUGUUGAUUCAAAAGUCUUCCAUGAGGGUGACGAUUUUUAUGGCUAUUGCGAGGAGAACGAAGCAAACAGAAAAAAUAUUAUUCCAGCUGCAGGAGAAAAACUUCUUGUAAAAAGAAACGAAAGCAGACCUCCUCGCUUGACAUCAACCUGCUUGAACAAACCCAUGAAGAAAACAAGAUCUCAAAGCAUUCCAACAAUCCUCUCUUCUUCAUGGCCGAGAACACCGACACAACACAAUAAUGACAACAAACCAACGAAGCAAAACACUCAAGAAAGCCACGAAGAAAAAACAGCAAGAUUUCCAGUUUUUCCUUCCAACUCCUGCUCAGAUGAUUCGCCGGAUAUAUCACGUAAAAGAGAUUUAGAGAGUACGAAUAUAAAAGUAGAAAAUAAUAAAAGGAAAGAGAUUCAAGGAAUACGAGCAAUGGGACAUCAUAAUACAAUUGAUGAGAGCGAUAACUCAUUCCAGGGGUCUCCCUUGACGAGAAGAGGUGAUUGUGAAUCAGGACCUGGCUCUCCACCACAGUCUCCGCGCCUUUUGAAUGAAAGACAAGAGUACAAUGGUAGAAGACGAAGGCUGAAAAGCGAACCAUCCGUCAUGACCGAUCUAUCGGAAAACGAAAAAAUUGUUCUCAGACAGACAAUGCUCAAACGACUUGAAAUCCAAGAAGGAAUUGCCAAGGCACAAAGGAUCUCGCAGCAACAUUUUGGGAACUCGAAAAACAAAAACAAAAAUCCCCAAGUCCUGAAAGUCGCCAGCGCUCGCACCUCCACAGGUAUUAAAGCUACGGAUUUGAGUAAUAGAAGCAAUAGGAGAUGGAAGAAUUUCAUAAGAAGGAACAACCGAACACUAGAAAACAUGUUAGAUGAUGUUACUGAUGUUACGAAAUGUAGAUAUUUGAGAUGUGAUAAUGAUGAUUAUUAGGCAUGGAGAAUUGUCUUCAUUAAGUUCAAAGGAUUAAUAACGAACUAG
Molecule: messenger RNA, 1958 nt
Organism: Actinia tenebrosa (Australian red waratah sea anemone)
Lineage: Eukaryota; Metazoa; Cnidaria; Anthozoa; Actiniaria; Actiniidae
Source: RefSeq, a predicted model, not a curated record